UUCCUUUUCUUUCUGCCAGCGCAAUCUCGGCUCAUUUUCUCUAAGCAAUACAAGUUCACGGACGAGCUACCUAGCCAGCCCUCCUCUCCCGUCAUGGACCUCCCAGGCUCGCCGCCCGCACUCUGAAGAGGCUCCUUCGCGGAGGAGGAGGAGGAAGAGGAGGAAGAGAGGAGGAGGCGGAGAAGGGGAGGAAGGCGCGGCGCCGCCCGCCGCUGCCCGGGCGCCGUCCCGCAGAGCGCUGGCCGCAGGGCGAGGCGGAGCGGCGGCAGCAGGCGCUGGGCAUGGGGUGGCGGCGGCGGGGGGCGCUGCCGGCGGGCGGCUGCUGCUGCUGCCUGGCGGCGGCGCUGCCGCUGCUGCUGCUGCUGCUGCCCGCCGGGUGCCCCGUGCGGGCGCAGAACGACACGGAGCCCAUCGUCCUGGAGGGGAAGUGCCUGGUGGUCUGCGACUCCAGCCCCUCGGCCGACGGCGCGAUCACCUCCUCCCUGGGGAUCUCGGUGCGCUCGGGCAGCGCCAAGGUGGCCUUCUCGGCCACCCGCAGCACCAACCACGAGCCCUCCGAGAUGAGCAACCGCACCAUGACCAUCUACUUCGACCAGGUAUUAGUUAAUAUUGGCAACCAUUUUGACCUUGCUUCCAGUAUAUUUGUAGCACCAAGAAAAGGGAUAUAUAGUUUCAGUUUCCACGUGGUCAAGGUCUAUAACAGACAAACCAUACAGGUAAGUUUAAUGCAAAAUGGCUACCCAGUGAUUUCAGCUUUUGCAGGGGAUCAGGACGUCACCAGAGAAGCAGCCAGUAAUGGGGUCUUGCUCCACAUGGAAAGAGAAGACAAAGUGCAUCUCAAACUGGAAAGGGGUAACCUCAUGGGAGGGUGGAAAUACUCAACCUUUUCCGGCUUCUUAGUCUUUCCACUAUAAAAGAAGGCCACAUAGGAGACAGAUCCAUGAGCCGAGCAAGGAUUCAGUCGUUAACAACACCCUGAACUUGGCAGCACAUGACAAUAUUUCCAGUCACCCCGUCAGACUGUCACAGUAGAAGAAUGAUGACGUUCGAAACUCCAACAUUUGCUUUGAAUAUUGACAAUUCUUCGGGAACCUGCGCCUCUAAUUAGUUUUAGACGACAGUGAUCUUUAGGAGAAAUGAAAUGAUCGACCUGAGCAAUUUGUACCUGUGAUUGUAAAGUCAAUUUUGGAUUUUAUUGUUGGGAUCAUUGACUUUCUUCUUUUUUUAUUUUUUCCUCUCUCUCAUUUUUUCCUCUUUUUUUUUCCCUCUUGUUGUUGUCCCAAUGAGACAGAUAACUUGGACCACACAAUCUCUUUGUCAAAGGCUCUCUCCAGAGCCAGAAGAAUGAAGUGUUCAGCCCAAUGAAGUGUUCUUUCCAUGCUUUAUUUCUUUGUGUUGUAUAGCCUUAAGGAAAAAAGAAAAAAAAAAAAAAGAGAAAAAAAAAAAGGAAAAAAAAAAGAAUGGCUUCAGUCUCAGUCCUGUAUUUUUCUGGGGGAGGGGGAUUCUGGACAUUACUGUGUCAAGAAGUGCUUUAUCCAGUGAAGCAAAAUUUGCACGAUUGGAACCUUAUUUGUUUUGUGUUGUUCGUGUUUUUCAUCGACUUCUUCCUGAUUUUUGUUUGUGUGCGCUAAAAAUGUAAGCUAGAUUGAUCAAUAAGACAAAACAAAGCACAUAUAUACCCUGUAGCUCUAAGUAAAGCUAACCAGUGAACAAUUCUGUCUGCACUUUCCAGCUGAUCUUUAUAGACCUAUUUAGAGAGAGAGAAAGAGAGAGAAAGAGCGAGAGAGCUACAUGAUCCUUCAGUUACAAUCUGGAAACCAGUAAAGGAACUGACAUUUCUGAAUUGUCCUGACAUUUCUAGAAGCAACAGUGGAGGCUUUGAAUAUCUUCUCUGACCAUACCCUAAAAUAUAUCCUUUCUUUACAUUAUUGAGCAUAUUUUGGAUGCUUUUAUCUGAUAUUUAUUUGAUGUAUUUGUCCACUAAUGCUUUAGUACAUAUUGUGGGAGCAUGGAGAGUUGGCAGAGCAAACUCUUCCUCUUCCACAUUAAAUAAAACCAUCUCCACUUGACCUGUCCAUGGCAAGUAUUGGAGGAGUUGCCACUAGCAUCUUUGGCAGCCUUUGGGAGAGGGUCAGCAAAUGCACCUGAAGUUGCACAGGUGCCGUGCAUUCAUUAUCUGUGUGUGCUCUCCUUAUACAAAUAGCCUCAGAGUGCUGGGAGUAGACUGAUGUUGGUAUUGGAGGUUAGGAAAAGUUAUUACCCCAAUCAACAAGAGGUAAAAUAUCAGGGCAAUAUCAAUUGCAUCUGUUUGCCUCAUUCUAAAUAAAUAGAUCUUGUUUCUUCACUGUUUUGGGUUUUUUUUUUUAAAGGUUGGUGUAUUAGUUUGCUGAGGAAAAUCUUGCUUGAGAAGAUCCAGGAGGAAUGUUUGUAUUACUUUAUAUUAUAUUUAUCUUAAUUUAUUUGUCUUUAAAUAUUUAGUCUUGAUAUUAAUCCCACGAGUGUGGGUGUGUAUAAGAAUUUAUUUUUGUCAAAUUUCUCUGCCACAAACAAAUAUAAUGCAAAGGCAUUUGCAGCAAAUCGGUGGUAGCUAUGCUGUAUUUCAAAUUAUGGUGGACAUGUCAUUUUCAUUGUAAAUUUAUCAUUAAAGGGACAAAGUCAAUUAAAGUCAUAUAUUCUUUAAAAAAACCCUUAUCUGUGUUGCUUAUGAAACCUUAGAUGACUAAAAUAUGAGCAGGUGUAUUUUCACCAUUGAUGCUUUUUUUGCAUUGGCGUUUCAAUUUGCUGCUUACGGAACUAAUGAGUUUCAGGUUUGUUUUUUAAUGGGUUGCGUUUUCUUGUUUCCCCUUGUGCAUUGGUAUGACUGCAGUGUUUCUAGUAGCAAAAUAUCACAGGGCUAUGUUUAAAUAUAUGAAAUGAAAUCUUAGUCAUCAGAAACCCUUUUUAAUUAAAAUACUAAAGUAGUUAGGAGACCAGUUGUCUUAACGGUAGAUGUUGUAAAACUACUUUUAAAUCUAUUUUUUUGUGUUUAAAAUUGAUGAAGUCUCUCAAGAAAAUAGACCCCCAGGUGGAUUCAGGUUCCCAGGUUUUCAGUUUCUAUUACAUUUUCUCAGUCUUAUUUUGAAAUUCUGCCUACCAAAAUCACUUUCAGUUGUCCGAUUUAUUGCAGUUCGUCUGUCUUGAAUAAGGCAGUGUCGUAAUAUUUCUGGCUCUCACCUAACCCAAAUGAGGCCAAUGACAGGGUUUUCCUUGGACAUAUUCUUGGAAGUUUCUUAGGCUACGGGAGCUGCAAAAUCUGAAUAUCCCACUUAAAGUAUUUUAAGUUCAGUAAUUUUGAUUGUGCUUAUUUUAUAAAACUAAAUAUGUGUAUAUGAUAACCAAUCUUCUGAAUUUAAAAAUCUCUAAUAUACUGUCUCUCUCUCACUUCUACUUGUGUCCUUAAUCUUAAGCUAUAGAGUUAGAACUAUUAUAUAAACAGUUUAAUUAAAUGGAAAAUGGCCAGUAAAUUCUUGUUGGACACCAAUUACAAUCAUGGUGCUAUUGUUUUUCUGUAAACUUUUGAUAUUUGUAAAAUUUUUCCCUUUCUCCUUUUACUUCAUUUCGUAUCUGAGUUUGAGAAGGUGCAAUUUACUUGUCAUUGGAAACUGUAGACAUUUUGAUACACAUGUAAGAUGUGGAUGUCAUUAUAUAUUUUAUGUUAGAGGCAGAAAAUGUACAACAGCAGCACUGAAGAAUGCAACAAGAAAUGUUAUGUGAGAGCGCUCAAAGGAGCCUCCUAGCACAUUAAGAGUAGGCUUAUCUAAAGUAAUUUAUAGAAACAAAUGGAUUUGGUAACAGAGUUAGUGCAAGUGUAGUGUUGAGGGACACCGUGAGAGUUACUAAGUGUAAAACAAAUAUAGCAGUGGAACAGGCCAAUGGCACAAUAACGGCUCUGGUUCCUGUGGAGAUAAUAACAAUAUUACUUCCAACAACUUUCAAACUUUCUCACAAGCUGCUGUGUAAUACAAUUGUAUGAUAUUCAUAUGAAAACACUGUCUGUUUGACUGUUUCCCUUCCAGGGAACAAGGUACACCUGAGUGUCUUUGGGAACCACUGCUCUAGGGUUUCUUCCGUGUACUUCUGGCUUGGUAGAAACCAGGACCUAUAUUAGGAAUGAUAAAUAUUUAUCAUACACUUUGUUGCCUUUCUUUAGAUUUCUCUGAAUUUUAUAUCCAUUGUUUGAACAUGGUCUUGUAAAAACCUGUGUGCUCUUACCUCCUCCUGAGCCAGUAGGUAUGAUGGAUAUGCUGUGUCUCUCAUUACUGGUCAGCAUCUUGCAAACUGGAUCUGUUUAUUUUGUGUGGGAGGAUGAGAGAGAUGGAGACACAAAACUACGGAGUUGUUUAGAAGUUACAUAGCGUUUGUUGGCUGUGACUUUUUUAACUUUUAAAAAACAUUUUGUUUUUUGUUGACGGAAUUCCUAUCUCAGACAAUUUGUCAAAGUAGAAGGUAAGCUGAAAGGGUUUGUUUAGUGAUGGAGUUGUUCAGAAAUAACUGAAAGUGGUUUCAUGCCCUUGUAAUGUGGCAUUCAUUUCUGGAAUAACCAAGGUCACAGGCAGCGUUGUUUAAAAAUAGCUAUUAUAGUUAAUAGUCUGCUUCAACCAAGGAUAAUUUUCUAGUGAUAACAAGCACACAAUCUGCGUUGUUCAUAUACUUCAUAAUUUUCAUGGAUAAUGACUUGCAAGCUAAAGUCCAUUAAACAGUUAUACCUAACUAAAGAAAACCAAUAGAUUUAUCUGUUUUUAUUUAUUGUUGAGAGACCAAGGAAUGUCUUUGAGGCAAUGCAGUUUUUAGAUUUGGAACUACACACUUCCCUGAACAAUUGUUCCAGGAUCACAUUUGAUGAGAUGAGCCAUGCCUGUGUUUAAUCGUGGUGGUAAAUAAUAAUCAUUCAUUGUAAAAUACCCAUUUUCUUAAUGGGACAUAUUCUUUUAUUUGACUUGUCUUCAUCUGCCAGGAUGCUUAAAACAGAACUUUGAUUCCUGGCCACCUGUUAACAAGAUAACAUUAAUAGCUUAUGAGCUUCUGAGAAUUAUUGAUAUCCAAGAAUUAUUGAUAUCCAUCAUGACUGUAGUUAGACAGACAAGGUGUCCGGGCAGAUGAUAGACAGACAUUUUGAUCAGCUUUUUAUAUAAUAAAGCACCAGCAAAAUUUGAGCGUUCCACAGCAAAAUGAAUAUAUUGUCAUUUCAAUUAAGAGGCUAAUCCUGUUUGUUUUACUUGCUUGAGUAAAGCCUAUGACUCUAUAGAGGAGCUUAUGAAAAACAUCAAUAGUAUUUGGCCUGAAUUGUAGCAUUUGGAUUUUGAUUGUGAUCUACUAUUACAUUUACUUUAAAAAUCAGUGACGAUAAUCAGUGCAAACCCUUAGUUAAUAAUAAUUUU
This is a messenger RNA of Cuculus canorus (common cuckoo), 5417 nucleotides long. It is a transcript of the gene CBLN2, whose product is annotated as cerebellin 2 precursor. Gene Ontology annotation, molecular function: protein binding. The transcript is spliced from 4 exons. The record is from RefSeq and is a predicted model, not a curated record. Lineage: Eukaryota; Metazoa; Chordata; Aves; Cuculiformes; Cuculidae. The coding region runs from base 282 to 914 and encodes 210 amino acids.